UCACUAGUUCGUACAACAAAAAACAUAUUCUCUUAUCCACGUAAAAUAUCAUCUCAACUGCCUUAAAAGAUAAGCUAUCCCAUGAGGCGGUCAUUCGGAGCAAUGGGCGGCGGUGGUGGAGGGAUGAUGAAGACGGUUCACAGAGCCGUGAGGGCUGGUUCCGGCACCGGCGACCCAUUUUCUCAUUCCACCACCAACCACAACUCACCCACUUAUAGACCUUCAUCAACUGAUAAUAAAAAUAAUAAUUCAAACACCCUUUCUUUCUCAUCCAAUCACCAUCCCUACCCUUCAUCUUACAUCAACCAAUAUGAUGAUUUUGUUUUUUCUACUGUUCCAUCCAUGGAUGAAGUUCACCAUGCAAUAGAUUCGCUCCAACAGGUUCUUAAUCCUCCAGCUAUCUCUCACGAAUCAGGGUGGGAAUUCGAUUGGAUUGAACCUUCAACAAGUAUGUUAAAAGCCUAUGGUGGUUCUGAAAGUGUUUAUGAUGCGUUCCGUUUACUGCAAACUGAACCUUCUGUUAAGAAAAUGGUGAUGUCAAUAGCAUCUGAUAAAUCUGUUUGGGAAGCUGUUAUGAACAAUGAGGCGGUUCGUGAGCUUCGAGAUUCAUUCUAUGAAGCCAACAAGAGUAUUUUGGGUGAUGAGGUUGAAUCUUCUGACGACCGGGCUCCAGUUCCUGAUGUUCUACAGUGGAUUCUCAUCAACACGAAGGCGAAACUGAUGGAAAUAGUUAAGAAAACCACAGAAAUGGUGAACAGGAUGUUGUUUCAGUCUCCAGGCAAUGGAAAAGCCAAGGAUGAAGAUGGUGUAGAGACCGAACCAUUCGGAAAAAAAGUAACAAGUUCGUUCUUUCUUUCGAUUAUGGUUCUUAUGAUUAUAGUUGUGACCCGUUCUUGCAAGUAUUAAUAAUCUACUUGCCCAGAUUACAUAUCAUGUAUGUGAUUGUUGUUUGUCAAUUCUCAAGUGUUGUUUUCACUCAAAUUGUAGCAUAGAUAGACAUAUCCACAGUUAAUGAAGUUUAAAAACAUACUAUAAUGUUCUAUCGA
Messenger RNA from Helianthus annuus (common sunflower), 1046 nucleotides. RefSeq lists its product as uncharacterized. The record is from RefSeq and is a predicted model, not a curated record. The transcript has 4 exons. Lineage: Eukaryota; Viridiplantae; Streptophyta; Magnoliopsida; Asterales; Asteraceae. The coding region runs from base 82 to 906 and encodes 274 amino acids.